AUAUAGAGAUAUUUUGUAAUUUCAAGUAAGGAAUUUACAUAAAUUAUCAUUUUUAAAAUAAUUGUUUUAGAAAAACUACUAAGUGUAAUCUGGUUUUUUACAAAUGCUAUGUUUGCUUGCUGGCUAUCCUGUACCUAUUACAAUUCAAUAAUGGCAGAUUGUAACCGCUAACCAACAAAAUGUAGCUGUUUCUCGUCAUGGCGGGUUUUACAGAAAUUGAUCGACAAUUAUUUCCUUUGGAAGAUGUUGCUUCCAUAAAGAAGUUAUUUAAACAGCAGUUGGAAGGUACCACUGAACCUGAUCUUGCAUGGUUGUCGAUUAUUGUUGGCGCCGUUGAAAAUUCACUGACAUGCAACAGAACAGUCACCGUGCAAGAUAAAGAAAACAAUGUUGAAGGAUGUGCUAAAAUACCCGCUGUCGAAUAUCACAUCUCACAAGCGCUCUACGCGAAAUUUCACGCCUUGAUAAAAGGUUCUGUAGAUUUGACGCAAUUUGGCACUGGCAAAUACGCCAGUAGGGAACUCGUAAAAAAGGUUUCUGACGUGGUUUGGAACUCCCUGACAAGGAGUUAUUAUAAGGACCGAGCACAUUUGCAAAGUCUGUAUAGCUACCUAACAGGCAACAAACUGGAUUGUUUUGGUGUGGCAUUUGCCGUGGUAGCAGGCUGUCAAGUUCUUGGAUAUGAAGACGUUCACUUAGCUCUCUCUGAAGAUCAUGCCUGGGUUGUGUUUGGAGAAGGUGGCAUGCAGACUGCAGAAGUUACGUGGCAUGGGAAGGGCAACGAGGACAAGCGCGGCCAGCCGGUGGCCUCGGGCGUCGGCUCGCGCUCGUGGCUGUACGUGAACGGCCAGCCCGUGGUGUGCGACCGGCGGAUGGAGGUGGCGGCCCUGGUGUCCAGCAUCAACCCCACCCUCGGCCAGAACGUGGAGGCGGCACAGGUGGCGCUACUGCAGCACGAGCUGCUGUGGCUCAUGUACGACCUCGGCCACCUGGCGCGCUACCCCAUGGCCCUGGGGAACCUGAGCGAGCUGGAGGAGGGCCACCCGACGCCCGGCCGUGUGCCGUGCGCGGCUCUGCUGAGGGAGGCCAUCCAGUCUGCACGCGUGCACUACAACAACCAGCACGUCUACCCCUACACCAACCAGGGCAUGUACCACUUCAAGCACAAGAUGUACAAGGAGGCCUUCGAGAGCUGGGCCAACGCGGGGGACGUCAUCCGCCAGUACAACUACUCCCGGGACGACGAGGAGAUCUACAAGGAGUUCCUGGAGAUCAGCAGCGAGUUGAUCCCGCAGGUGAUGAAGGCGGUGAGCUCCGGUCACAGCGCCCACUCCAUCCUGAAGGACCCCGAGUGCUUCGCGUACCUGCUGAGGUUCUACGACGGCAUCUGCCGGUGGGAGGAGGGCAGCGCCACGCCCGUGCUGCACAUCGGCUGGGCACGGCCGCUCGUCAGCUCCAUCUCCAAGUUCGAGGCGGAGGUGCGGGCCCGGGUGGCCAUCGAGGAGGGCGCCGCCGCGGAGCGCUUCCUCAACAACAACUACCGCGAGGCGGAGCCCCAGGACGACGGGCGGGACCUGCGCCCGAGCCUGGCCGCCCUCGCCGCCGCCUGCUCCGAGAAGAUCCUCAACCCCGACUUCCUGCUGCAGGGCGACGGGGAGCCCUUCGUGGGCAACGACUCGCAGGGGCCCCGGCCGGGCUCCCCGGGGACCUCCAAGCAGCCGGACGAGACGCCGACCCCCCGCCUGCAGGUCACGCUCCGCAGCCACAAGAUGAAGGGCCUGCGACAGCUGCUGCUGGCGGAGAAGCUGAACGUCGGGGCCAUGUCGCUGCAGCUGACGGCACAGUCGCAGGUCCACGUGGGCAAGAAGCAGCGGCCGGGCGUCCCCGACGGGCCCGAGCUGGGUCCCAGGCCGAAGCGCUCCCGGCGUGAGUAGACGCCCCCCAUCCACGUGCUCGUGGCUUCUACAGGGAAUCGAGGCAAAUGACGCUUUUCUUUUUAUAUUUUACUAUCCUUCUCUGUAUAGCAACUCAAGUUUUUAUAAUAAAAUCAAAUCUGUAAUUUAUAUAUGUUUUUAAAUUGUGUGUUUAUGUUGUGUGCAUUUUAAUUGAUUUCUUAAGUGUUUCUGACCGAUGUUAUUUUAAUUUUUCUUUCCAUGCUGCUCAUUUUGCCUCGCUUUUCUUGGAGUUCACGAAAACAGUUCUAUAAACAAGUUUUUCUCAUAUCGUGAUAUUGUUUUACUAGUUGAGAAAAUUAGAUAUAUACUAAACGAGUACAAAUUUUAAUUCUUUUCUUCUUCAUCCCAUUGUAUAAAAAUAAAGAGAAAUUUAUUCACUAUAUAUGUAACAAAGAAUGUUUGUUCUAUAUAUAUAUAUUUUGUUAUCUUUGAGAAAGAUGAUAAAAUCUUUAUGUAUUUGAGUGAAGCAUAGCUUACUUGAAUGUUUUGAGUGGUUUUUCAAAAAUGCAAUUACAUAUUGAUAUACCUAUUGUACUGCGUACUGAUUGUCCAUUGUGUCUGUUGGAUGAUGUGAGAAGUGUUAUAUGGUGGCAGUGUUGCUUUUUAACUAUAUUUGUUCAUCUUAAGUAAUGUGUUGUUUGUUGUUUGAGAGAAGAAUUAUUAGUGAAGUUGUACUAUAGCUUUGUACAUUAUGAUAUUAUGACUACAAGUUUCUUGUAGCGUUAAGGAGUUUUAACAGUAUUAAAUUUUAGGGCUGACUAAAGUCAUUUGCAUUGUUAUGUUUUUGUUAAAAACUAUCAUUCAUUAAAUUUUAAGUUUGACUGUUGCCAAGCAUUGGUCUUUAAAUUAUAGUUAUGAAAGAGUAAGUAAAUAGGCAAGUUUUGUACAUGUAAUCAUACUACAUACUAUGAUUACUUGUGACAUGUUUUUGGUUUGUUUUUACUGUAACUUUUAGGAAAGGUUUUCUUUUAUAAUAGAUUGAUUAGUAUUUGCAACAAAAAUGUAGGAUUUGUGAUUGAUGGAUCAAACUGUCUUUGUUCCCACCAAUUUAUUUUGUUGUGAAUAAGACUGAAAAAAUUGAAAUUUAAAACUGAUUCAGAUUUAAAAAAAUAUUUUGUGCUAGACUACAGGAACCACCUUAAAUUCAAAAUAUAUUUUAAGUAAAAGACAAUUUCAAAUGCAAGAUAUCAAAUACAAGGUGAUAUUGAAUGUGUGAUGUAAUAAUUUUGGAAUAAAGUUUCAAAAUUUUUAUGCUUUUCUUCACUUGUAUUGUGUUAACUGGUAGCAUUUAAGUCUUUUUAACGUGGCAGUCGGGACAUUUAUUUGAUUGUGGCAAUUUUAAUAGUUUCUUCUACAUGUAACACCUCAUCAAAUAAACUUGGUAAUUGAUUAUUCUGUUGCUCUAGUACUCUAUUGAUCUCAAGAGGAGCUAGUUUAACACCGGACUUCCUGACUGAUCGACUACAGUGCACUGUGUAUGCUGUCUUUCUCUUUUGAGAAUCUCAGAAAUUAAAUAAAUUUGAAUAAGAAAAUAUAAUUUCAAAUAAUUUUAUGUUAAACAAUUAGAAAAAAUAUUACAAAUUGUUAAGGGUCUUCUUUUUGCAGCUCAGAUUUACCAAUAUGCAAACAGAUCCUGUUCGACACAAGCUGUUGCUCUGGCUACUUGUGAUGAAACUCGUAUAUUGUCAAUGAGGCUUUUUAAAUCAAUGAUGAUAUUUUUUGAUCUAAUUGGUCAUAAAUAAAAGUUUUUUUUCGUUAGCCAACCAUAAGUAUUUUAUCGUUUCGGGGGGAAAAAAAAUGCAUCAUGAAAAUAAUAUAUAUAUUGGAAAAUAUAUAUACAUAUUGAAAAAAGUAUCGAUGAUUGAGAGUACCUUCAGUCAGAUUAGUUGUCGGUAUAACACUAGACCUAGCCCAUCACUAUUGUGGAGUGUGUUUUAGUUAAUUUAUGUCUUAGAUUAAAAAAAAAUAGAAUUUGAUUAACUUAGCUUAAUGUAUGAUAGCUUUAUUAUUAACCUUUUUUUAAUGACUUUAUUUUGAAAUGCAAUACUGUAUGACUAUACUGAUACUUACAAAUGUGAUAUAUUAAUUUUAAACUUGUUUAUCCAGAGGUAAUUACAGUGGGAUCUUGUUAGCUAAAAUUUCUCGGGACUUAAAAUUUUAAUUUUGAAUUAUAUAAUUUUGAACUACUUGCAUGAAUUGUUUUAAAGGAAUUUGUUUUGAUCACUUUCUUUAGAAAUAACUUGUGCUUUUCUUUGCUACAAAACCCACUUCUAAUUUAACACAACAGGAAUCUUGUAAUAAUAUUAACAUUUUUAUAAUAAUUAAUUAGUGAUGUUAAAGGGGAGAGGAAGAAACCUCGAUAUGUCAUGUUGUAUUCAACUAGUUUUUGGUUAAGGAAAUUAAUUGUAGUGUAUCAUUGAUAAUUUGUCCUUAUUAAGACAGUGUAAAAUUAUAUGUAAUGCCUAAAGUCAAACUGAUUGGCUGCAACUAAGUAGUCUGUUAAACAUUUGAGGUUUCAGAAUUUUACACAUUUUGAAGAAUGACCACAACUGUACAAGUAUUACAUUAGUUUCUCGUUUAAAACUGAGCUUCCAUUAACUGAGGUCAGUUUUAUCUGAACUGACCUAAAGUGCCAUUCCCAGCAAAGACUGUUGAAACAUUUCUUUCAGGACCUAGAUAAUAAUUUAAUUGUUAUCGAAAGCCUUAAUGAAAUUAACGUCGGUGAUACAAUUUACUGGUUAAGCAAAUUAUGAGGUGACAUGAAAGAAUUUACAUAGAAGAGAAGCUGGUAAGAUAUCACCUUGAAAAAUGAUACCACUGUGCCAACUGAAAACCAAGACUAUUUUCUUAUUCGAUCCCUGAUAUCCGAGUUUUGGUUUAUCAUAGGUUCCUGAGGUCCACACUAACUCCCUACCUUAGCGAAAGCAAAUUUUCCAUACUGAACGAGAUAAAAACUUAUGACAUACCGUAAUCACUUGAAUAUAAGGCGAAGAAUCUUACCAAACCGUUGAAAAUUGAAGUGCAAACUUGUACCUUGGUAUGGAACAGCUUAGUUGGAAAAAUUCAGGCUCGGCAUGUGAACUGUGUCAGUAAUGCCCCUUCAGUCCGGAGUUUCCUGAGCUUCUGCAUAGGUGUGACGAAUGAGAGGAUAACACUUGGAAUGUGGGGUGAAGGAGAGAACGCAACUGGAAUUAGACCAGGGUUCCGUCCUCUUUGCUUCACUGUGGCUGCUGGCGAAGGCACCCCUUUUCCCCCCUCUUCACUCUCUCAUGGCAACCACGUUGUUUCCUUUAUGAAGGACUUCUUUUGUACUGCAGUUUUAAAAAACAACAUUUUCUCUACCUGCAGCUUGGUGUUUCAAUAGAGGCUGUGUAUGUCACCCUACUGAUGAAAGUGGCAUCAGAAUAAAUUUACCAAAUAUAAAAUAAAUUCACUGAUUGAAAUAAUUUUAAAGUGCUAUUUACUUGAAUUGGGAUUUCCGCACCAUAAAGUCUUUUUCGUAAACUCACAGUCAAAAAGUUUGGCGUCGCAUCAUAUUAAGAGACGCGUUGCUUAUGUUAUGUACGCGGUAAUGACGUUUGAAUGCCUAAUGGCUUAAGUUACAUCACUUACUUAUUUCUGCUUCACGCUUGCCUUGAGUGCAGUUUUGCAUUAUCUUAUUACACUGUCCUUUACUCACCAGAAUCGCCUCUUCACUUGCAGAUCCAUAAAGGAGUAUUUUUCAUGGUACUUGGUAAUGUAAGUUUUCAGACAUUUAGUUGGUACUAAAAAAAUAGAACUUAACCUGCAGUUUAUUUUACUACUGGUUAAAAUGUGGUCCCUUAUCCGUGUAGAUGACAGCUGCAUGGGCACCUGUCUCUUACAAUGAUUUUAUGUUAAGAGGGGUUUUGUUGGUUUGAGAUUGGGCUGGUGGGAGACAUUCCUUUCUCAUGCCUUUACAGCUGUUCAAAGAAUAUGACACUUCAAUUUUUCUUGUAUAUUUCUCCAAAAAAAUUUUUAAUUUUGACUGUGAUACAAUGCAAUUUAACGAUAAAAUAAUUUCUCAUCAGCAUGCGUAGUACAGAAUUAUACAGAAUAAUAAAAAUAAAUUGGCAAAAAUCUAUGUGUUUGAAAAGUGCAUUAUCAGUAAUGUAAAAAUGAGUUGAUAAGAGAUUCAAGAUCAUACUAAGUAAAAUUAUUUUUCCUAGCCAUUUGGUCUAUACUUUUUAAUAUAAUUUCAUGAUAAGUAAAUGGCAUUCUUAGAAUUUAAUACAUCAAAAAAGAUUUUUUUAAAUGAUUUGAGUAAUGUUUUGAUAUAACGUUGACCAGUUCAAUGGAUUAUAAGCAUUUAGGUGUUAUGUGGUGUAUUGAAAAGCCUUACUGUGUUAUUUCGGUUUCAUCUCAACUCACCGGAAACUCGUCCGUACUUGUCAGGAAUGUUAUGUGUGAAGGAGAAAGAAAAGACAAAUACCAACCUCACUCCGUCAAGGUUAUGAAUGUAUUAGUUUGUUAUAAUUAAGUAGCACAUUUUCAGAAAACAGGAAUCGAGUUCAUUUACAAUUUUGGUGCAACAGAGUAGUAAUAUUUUAAUCAUAUUUGCAUUUUAGUAUGGAUUAUUAUUUUGCUUUUCAGUUUUAAAUUUCUGGCAUUUAAUAAACUUCCACUUAGUCGUUUAAUAGCUCAUUCAACUAUUAUUUCAAAUAAUUUUAUAGACAUUUUCUUGCAGUCAGCUAGCAUAAGUACCUAAUCAUUGAGGCAAAGUAUUUCUCCAUUUGAUUAGCUUCCAAAGUUCUUGCUUAGAUUUUACUUGCCUGACAGCAAGCGGGCCUAAAUUGACUUCCCAGAAUUCCCGCUGCGUCAUUGCAUUCUCUGCGAUUUGAUCUUUGGGAAAAAUGCAUGUGCUAGUUAGUAAUUAUGCCCCAUUUAACAAGUAUGCAUAAUCUAUGCUUUCUUUUUUUCAAGAAUAACUGUGUAUUUCACUAACAGGGGUUGCAGACAUUGUGAGCCAAUUUUAUUCCCGUUGCUGUAGUCAUAUGUUAUGCCUUGUCAACCUCUACAGCUCGCCAUUCAUACGAACUUACUUUAAAAGUUCAUAUGUUAAUUUGUUAAUUACAAAUGAAUUGGAACUUUAUAUAAACUCUGUGUUCAUUUUUUACUUUUUACUGUUUUCAACUGUCACGGGUCUGUAAUAAUAAAGCCUUCAGUCUUUGGGAAACACCAUGAAUGGCUGGACAGGAUAGUUUGUCAAUAAAUCGCAUCAAGUAAAAAAAAAAAAUUAUGAUGCUGUCAUUAUAACAUAGAUAAAUUUUUAGAGAACUUAAAGAUCAUGUCCAAACUUAAAAUCAUGCAUAAAUUGUAUGUGUGUACGUAGAUAAUUCAAAAUUAUGUAAUCCGAAGUUACAAAGUUUGGUCCCAAGCGUUUUUAAUUAAUGAGAUUUUACUGUAUUGGUGAAAAUUAUAAACAAUUGAAGCAUUUUAUAUUUUAAUUUUAUUUAUAUAUUAAUGUUAAACUAUGUUAAAAUACAAAUAUGUAUUUCCAUGGAGUUUCUGUCACAGUAUGUGAAGUCAUAUUGUUAUUUUUCUUAAUUUUCUGCAAAACUUGCCUGAAGUGCUGUGUUAUUUUGCAUUAUAAUGUAGGGUUUUCCUGUGUCUAUUUGUCUUGAUAUGUUGUACAUGAUUUAGACUCCUUUUUAAAAUCAGCAUUAGUAUUUUAUUUUGUUAGUUGAUAGUAAGGAAAGUCAGCUUUGGUUUUGAGAAAGUAAGUAUUUUUAAUGAAAAUUUUUUAGUUUCGCCAUACUUUUAUUUAAAACCUAUUUCGGUUCAAGAUUGUUUUUAGGGCAAACAUUUUUUGUGCACUGUUUAACAUACUACAGAUAAUUUUAAGGUAUGUGUUUAAAACCGAAUACGGGUUUCACAGACUCAUCGACUUAGUAACCUUGUUAUUGUUGCAUUUGAAAUAAGCUUUUUUUCCCCCAAGUUAGAUCUAUGAUAUAUCGCUUUAUAUUUAGAAGAAACGUGUGAUGGGUGAGUUGGAGUAUAAAAUAUUUGUGCUGGAUUUGACAGUUAUUUUAAGUGUAUAAGCUAUGGAAAGAUAACUAUUUUUAUGUAAUAUUGCAGUUGGAAAUUUAUUUUAAAUGUUGCAGUGUAUUAUUAAAUGCAUGCUACGAUGGAAUAUCGUUGUGUGUGUAUUUUUUAUUUUUAUCUUGAAGGUAGUCUGAUUAAGAAAUUUUUAAACAGAUUAGGAAAACCUAGCAUACAGUUAGUGAGAGAAUAUUUUUGCUAAAUGGGCUGUCUGAUAAUUUUUAAUGGUAAACAUUGCAUACAGUUAAUAUGGAAUAGUUGUCUGUAAUCUGUUAGAGUUAUGUGUUGUAAUGUCUUAGAAAUGUAUGCUUGGUGAAUUUUUUUUCUUUUCUUUUAUUUGCAAGCUAGAAGCUAAUACAUAAUUAUUAUGGAACACAUUAUAACUUCUGCAUUUUUGCAUGAAAGUUGGUUAGUUUAAAAUUGAAAGUUAAGGUUAUUGCAGUUGAUAAAGGUGUUUGGAAGAAGUAGAAUGUGUAAUGAUCUACUAAAAGUUAGCCUAUGACUUGUGUACACUCUUCCUCUAAGUUAAAUUUUGGGACCUUACCGGUAUUCAGUUGUUACAUUCUGAUAAUGAAGUCUGUUCCUAUUUUGUCAUAAUUUGGACUGUGUUUGUUUUUUAAAUUUGAUAUACUACAAUUUGGGUAUGUAAUUUUUGAUUUCAAUACAGGUCAUCUUUUGAAAACACUAAUAUUAUUAAAAUGUAUGAAAUUUAAAUUUAGUGUUGAAUACUUAAGAGUUCUUUUGUUUAAAAUCACUUUAAAUAUAAUUGAAAAAAUAUACUUACAAUAUAUUUCUCCACUCCCAAAGAUUGAAACUGAAAAAUCAGCAAGAUUAUUAGUUCUCAAAACCUUGGAGGAAGAAAAAAGAAAAGAAUAAAAAAAAAUCUAAUCUGAAAAGAAAAAAAAAUUAAUGAAAUCUUAAUUAAGCAGUCACCAAUUUUACAAAGCAUUAGUUCUAGUAAAUUUUGCUUUUUAAAUUGUGAGGAAGGAUCCAUUCUCAUCAUUUCCAUGCUAUCAUAUCAAUAUAAUUGAAGCCACAGAGGGCUAUAAAAUAUUUUUUUUUCUGUUUAACUCUGACAAAAGUACAUUUAGUAGUUUACUAAUCUAUUCUAUUAGAUUAUAUCUUUACUAAAUAAUAUAAUUAUGUAGUUCUUAUUCUGAAUGCAUAACUUUAUAAGAAUCGUAAGGGUGACAAAUCUUUUUCCAUUAGAGAAUUGUGUGUAUUGUAUGUUUGAGAAACUUAAUGUACCCAUGAGGAGUGGUAAUAUUUUCUGGUGAAAGAUAGGUAGUAUUGGGCUCUUUUUAAAGUUGAUUGUCUUUAUGAACUGUUUUUAGUUUUUCGUGUAAAAAUGUUCAGCUUUGAAAAGAUUUCAAAGAAGCCAAAUUAGAGUUUUUGUUUUCAACCCAGUUAAAUGUAAGGGCUAUGAGCAUUGAGUCUGUAUUCAAGUGAUUCACAUUACACACUUAUCAGCUUCCACUCUUUUUGUGUCCUAGACGUUCUGUGUGACGUAAUACUAAACCUUGUCUUGAACUUGGUCGUGUGCCCUACAGGAAGUACUGUCUUGCAGCAACUUUUUGACUGAUACUUACCACUUAGAACGGAUAAAAAUGUUUGCCGAAAAUAAAUCAUUAUUCCAGUUUCAGUACCAAAUACUGGAAACUUAUUUCCAAAUUUGGGUAGGAUGUGAGAAAUUUACACAGAGAGAGAAAGUAGGCCCCAAACUGGGUGUAAACCGCAGCCUAAGUUAAAAUUUGUAAGUUAUGGGCGGGGAUGGUUUCCUAAGGUUUAUUAAAAAUGUAUUUGUGUCAGUGCGAACACAUUUCUGUAGGAUUAUGUGUAUGUGUUUUAUUUUUAUUUUUAGUAAGUACUUGUUAAACACAGGAACUGUACAGUCAUACAGCAAACUUCUGAUAGCCUGGAAUUUAACAUUCUGGAAUGUCUGAUGUCUGGCACCAGCAAGACACCUAUAAUUUUUAGCUAAGCCAAAAAUGCUUUUACAGUACGCACAUAAGUACAAUUAAAAUUUAGUUUUGGCCUACAUUUGUGUUGCAAUGUUAUGUCCUAUGUUUCUGAUAAAGCAAUAUUUGCUGCUAAACAACAUCUUUAGCAAUAUAGGGAGGUACCACCCGAUGAUCCGUCAUUUUCGGUAAUAUGGUACCUGCAAAGUCCCAAACAUGUAGAAUUAUCGGAAGUCUACUGUAAAUGAAAUUCGAGUUGACUUGCAUCAUUAAAUAAUGUUAGAAUUAGGCCAAAAUACAAUCAUGUUGUGUAUCCUCACAGUUUUUAAAUCUAGCAUCAUAAAGUUUAUGUUUAAAACAAGUAAUAUAAACUAUAGUAUUCUCAAACUAAUUAAAUUGUUAUAUUUGGAGAACAGUAUCACCGUUUGUUUCAAAUGUUUAUAACGACUAUGAUAUACUUUUUUUCAUCAAGUUGAAACUAAAGUAUUAAUUAAGAUUUGUAUAAUUUCACUGUACAGUAUUUAAUUUAUUUUGCUUGGUUCUUUCCUGUUUCUACUGAGGAAUGAUUCAUAAUUUCUUGUAAACUUAGGAAAAACACUGACAUGUGUUUGUUUUUGGAUUGCAGUAAGUCAGUAAUUUUUUUUUUGAAACUGGAAUGUUGCUGUAACUUAAUUUUUAUUAGGAAAAUAAUUUUUUUUUUUACUGUUUACAAAGUAGAGGUUCAUUGCAUAAUUUAAAAUUUUUAUUUGUCACGUGUGUUUUUAUAUGAUUGAAGACAAAGUGGUCAAUGUUAGAAAUUAAAUUUUUCAUGGUUAUGUAAACAUAAAAUAUUUCUUAAAUUUAAAGCUGGUCUCAACUUUUCAACUUACACCUCUAACUUAACCAACAGGGUUCUCAUGUUGUAACCGAUGCCAUACUAGGUGAGUUCUAAUUGUGUUUAUAAGUGCUAAUAACAUUGACAGUGUAUGGAUAUACAUUCAGGAAUGUGCUUGUGACAAAAUAAAUUAUAUAUUUUUGGGAUGUUGUGUUGCUGAAAUUUCAUAUUGUUUGCUGGAAAAUUUAAUUUUAGGCCGUCUCCUUUAAUAUCUUACAAAAUUUACUUUUGUGUAUGAUUGCACAUUUUAAAGUUUUGUUUACUUCUUGUAAGUAGGUACUUUUUUUUAGGUAGACGUUUCCAUGGUGCGACUUUUGUAAAAAUUUUAUAUAGUUUUUCUUUUCAUGGUCCAUAGACCCCAAAACCAUCAAGUCAAAAGUUAAUAUAUCACAAUUUUGUGGACACGAUAACUGCCGCAAUUUUUCACAAAAUCACUUCCAAACUGAUAUAUAAAAUCUAAUAGUGGUAAAUCUCGGUCGAGUUUGUUAAUGGGUAAUAUUCAACCAAAGGGGUAGAAAUGGGGAAAAUGAAAUGAAAAUGAACUGUUUUUUUUUUUUAAAAACAGAAAAAUCACACUAUAACUUCCAUAAUAUGGAAAAUAUUGCAUCUGUUUGAACGUAUUAUAACUUGGAGUAAUAUCAAAAUCUUUUGUCUGAAUUCUUUUUGAUAUGACCAACCAUAACCGCAAGGGGUUGAAAAUACAUGGGUUGGAGGACAAAAAAAAAACUCACUUCGUAGGCAAAACAUGGAAUUCCUGCAAAUUGUGUAUUAAUCUUAUAAUUUUUACCUAAAACUUGUGUCUGAAACAAUUUUUGAUAAUACAAACCAUUACCUCAAGGGGUGGAAAUAACAAGGGUAGAAAGACAAUAUCAUUACCUACUUUUUUUGUAAUAGUUAUACUAUAAAAUCCUUAUAAUUUAUUAUAAUUUGCCUAAACUUUAUCUAAAACCUUUGGCUGAAACAAUUUUUGAUGAACCAAACUGUUACCUUAAAAAUGGGUUGAAAUUAAAAACAUUAAAACUUUGAUGGUAUCAAAUUCAUCAGUAUUUAUUAAUAAUGAUCUUAAUUUUACUUUAAACAUCUGUCCAAAAAAAUUUAUAUGAUCACGUAUUAGUGCAAAGGAUGAAAAAUAGUGUUUGAAGAUAAAAAAAAAUAACUGCAUAACUAUGUUAGUAGGCAUAAUGUGAAAUUUGCUAAGACAUUCAAUGCUGGAUGCAUUAAUUUAAAAACAUUCAAACUAUUUUUGCUGCAUAAAAUAAGAGAAAUGUUACAUCAAUCUUUUAUGAAUAUUGGCGAACAUAUUGGAUGUUAUGUAGGCUACAUUAAGUUCUUAAAAUGUUCCAAGAUUUAAUAUAAGUUUCCAAAAUAUUUCCAGAAGAAAUAGAUACUUCGAAAUCUACCUAUGCCCGUAGACUGUGCCAAAUGGGAUUUUUUUUAUUUAUGAAUUAGCAUAGAGGUUCUAUAUUGGUAUUUUGUGUCUGUUUCUUUAACUAGCUGAAACUGGAUAAAAUUUACUGUGUUGAGUGAAACAAAAUUUGGAUGAAUCAUAAAUGUUUAACAGAAGUAAGAAGUACCUUUAUAGGUUAACCAUGUGAGUUUUGAGUUUAACUGGUGUGGUAAAAAAUAGGAUAGGCUAUUUCUCAGCUUAUAGCUAAGCGUACAACUUCCGUUGACUUUUUCUGCAGAAUGUAUUACUUGCUUAAAAAUUUUUCUUUAAAGUCACGUAAGUUACAUUUUAAAAGUAUAUGCUCAACCAACAUUUGCAUUUGCAAAGUGCUUAUCAUUCCUCUUUAUCGAACGAUGCCGCCUAACUGUAAAGCUAAUGAGAUGUUAUUUAGGCUGUUUCGUUAGCUAAGCGACAAUAUUCAAACAGUUGAGUGCUUUCAACCUGGAUCUGGUUUGUUCACCACCUUAGUUAGGGAGGUGUUAUACUGGUUGAAUUUUCCAGACAUACAAUUUCAAAAUGCAAGCCAGAGUGCCAAAAGAAACAGCUUUGUCUCUGUUGUAAAAGUUUUCUGCCGCACUUGACAUUGUGUGGCAAUAUCUUACCGCAUUGGCUACUGCGUCCCUCUCCCUUCCCACCCGCUUGUCAUGUGAGUGACAGUGACAUGGUGCUGAGGCUCACGGAGAGCAUGUUGUGCCGUCACCCAGGGGCGAGUCAGUCCUGAUGUGACACUCGAAGAGCUUGACCCGUAGGGCUGUCUGUUAGCGACGCUCGACGGUGAAGAGCGAGCCGUCAUCAGUGACAACUGUGAAGAUGGAUGAGGCAUCCAGGUCUCAGCCAACUUUUGUUGCUUGCUAAGCCAGAGGAAGCUUAGGCUUUCAGUGUACCUGUAAUAGCAAACAAACAAUAAUGGAAAGUUUUUUUAUUUCUGCGGCCAAUUAGAUGCUUAGUGCUUUAUUCUGCAUGUAUUAAGAAAACAAAUUUAGUCCUUUUUCCUCACACUGGCAUAAUCUCUUCUGCUAGCUUGGGAAGUACUGUAUUCACCGUAGCCAGGUGUUUUAAACUUUUUUUUUGCAGAGAAAGGUAAUUUAUAGUUACGUGAAUCUUAUCAGGAAAUGAGGUAGUAUCGUGUCUGUAUCUUUGUCUAUUAAGGUGUGUCCACUCCUCACUCGUUUGUGCAUUAUUUUCAAGCAGCAUGGAAAUGGGCUUGUAGCUGUUAGUAAGUUGUAAUAUUUGAUUGUUGAACAAUUUUUAAGGCUGCAGAGAAGUUUUAGAAAUUUUUGUGUUAUGAAUACUAAUAACAGUGAGGGAUUUGGAACAAAUUAUUUGUCUCCUUACUUUAUUUUUUCAUCUGCGCUAGAUGACACAAACCCAAUAUGAAAUAAAUUUGUCUAACCUUUGUUAGUCUCGUCUUCUUUUUAAAAGCUUUUUUUCCGCUUUUGAGCACCUGAUUUAUGUCGGUAUUCCAUAAUUUCCUUGUGACUUGCUUUUUAAAUAAAUAGAUAAAAAAAAAAAGAUGCAAGUAUCGAUGAGCUUAACAAAAAAUACGAAAACGAAUUCAUGGUUUCUAUUGAUACAAUACUUGGUUACUCUGUGAUUUGACGAUUGUGAAACCAUUAUGUAUAGCAGAGAACUGAUUGCCAAGUUCACAUUGUGUUUUAGUUUUAAAAUAGUGUAUAAAAAUAAAUAGAAUUUGAAAUGUACUUGUACAUAGUAGAGAUUUUUUAAAUCAAGCAUUCAACUGUAGAAUUGGCAUGUUUGUAUGUUGCGCAUGGUUGCGAACUGGUUUACACAAUGGCUUUCUUGAGUCUCAGUGUACAUAGUUACAUUGGGGUACGUUGUCAGUUAGUGCACCACUUGAAAAAUAACUUGGGAUUAGGGUGUUUUUAAAUUGGUGGUUCGCCUACAAUGCAUGUUUGGAUUAUGCAAUAACGUGUGGCUUUUGUCAUAUUUUCCUCAAAACGAGUUAAAGGAGUGUGUUGAAUUUUUUGGUGAGAAUUGGCACUUUUUUCUUUGGGAAAAUGUUAACAACUGUGAUUGGUUGCUGGCUAAAAAGGAAAUAAAGAGGUUAAUUUUUUACUUGUAUAUUAUAGUAGUUCCAAAGGUUCAGCAACUAUUUGCAUAAGUUAUUUUUAGUUUCCUAUUAAUUUUACAUCUGUGGAAAUAGAUUACUGUGUUAGAGGUCAGUGUUUGUGAAUAUACCUCUGUGUAAAAUGCUGUGCUGUUUUUAUAGUACGGUGUUGAGUAUUUUUCUUGGUUUUGUCCUACAAGGUAUGGUGUUUUGCGUAGACUAGCAAGCAUUGUAGAAUAGCUGUUUUAUUGUUGUAUGCUGUAAGGACUUAGGACUCAAAAAAGUUAUAAAUCUUAAAGAAGUUAUCAAACAUUUAAAAUGUACUGUAUUGAUAUUUAGUCGUGUUAGAAAGCAACGUCCCGCUGUUAGGUGGCAUUGUAAAGUAGCUGUGUAAUGAUAAGUUUGGGCCAUUUUGAGACUGUGAUUUUGCGAGUGACUGCAAAAAUAAAGUAUUUUUGUAUGGGUUAAAAAAAUGAAGUCGCUCUCAAAUUGUAGUAGGUUAAGAGGUAAUUUGUUGUCUUUAAUGGAUAAGAGAAUGUAAUUUAAAAAUGAAAGUAAAAAAAAUAAAUAAAAAAAUACCAUGUGGCGUGUGAUCAAGAGCCAAGCUUGGUCAGUGGCGAUUUAUAAAAUUCUCUCUUUGCUUUUUUUUAUGUGCUAUGAAUUGUACUGAACCUCUUGCCAGUAAAUGUUUUCCCACCAGAGGUUCUUUGAGAUUUUUUUUUCCUUGAAAAUAAUGGUGUUAGCACAGUUGUCUUAUUGCUGCACUUUUCUUAAAAUAAAAUAUGUAACCUUUGGCUAAAUUAAUUUUAAAAAUGAAAUAUUGUGUACUCGGACUUUCAUGAGACCCAUGGUCCUUUUAUCAGUUAAUAAAGUAACUUGUAACCUUUAUUUUAUGCAUAUGUACUUCAUGUGCUGCAAAAUAUUGUAAACCAAGUAAAAAAAUUAUAUGUAUUUACGGUCGCUGCUCUGUAAUCCAAUAUUCUUCGCUUUGGCCCAUUCUGUGAUCCGCUAGCAAUGGACCCGCUCGCUUUCAGAAUUAUUUGGAGGUUUCAAACAUUUUGUGAUGAACGCAAUGUGAUAUCAGAAUUUUUGAUUGAUGUGUAGCAUCUUAGCUCUCGGUAUACGGCAUUUGGUAGGAGUAAUUUUGUGAAUGGAUCAGAAGUUGCAUGGAAUGGAAAUGUUUUAUUGUGCUGCCAUCUGUGGCGGAUGGCGCUAGUUAAAGCUCACAAAUCCGAAGGGAAACUUUAUAUUAUAAACUUUUUAGUGAAUUUUAACAAAAUAGGUAGCUUUUCAAUAAAAUUCCUGGUCGAAAAUCAGGUCCAAAGCCAGGUUAAAAAUUUUUUCAAGUCUUUUCACUUUUUUUGGGGGCCGUUUAAUUAUAUAGUUUAAAAUUUCGGUCUGGUUCAGUAGUUCACUUAAAUGCUCCAGCAAGGAAUUCUAGCAGCGGGUGGGGAAACUACGUGUGAUCUACAACAAUAAAUGUAGUUGAAAACACAAUUUGCAUAUAUGUAUAUUCAUCAUGCUCGGCAUUAUAUUUUUAAUGUAUACAAUUGGGUAAAUUACGUGUCCUAGUUUCACAUUAUAAGUAUGUUUGCAACACGAGAACACAUUAAUUUGCUGUUACCGAGGCUAGAUGUUGCACAUGUCUGGCGAGUACUGAGAAACUCGCUCAUAUGUUUUUUUUAAUAAGUAACACAAAUGUUUUUUUUCCCCUUGCGGUAGACUAGCUUAUUAAAACUUGUUUUGAAUAUCAUCGUACUUUAUUAAUUUUUCUUUGGAACUCUUUCCUUUAAAAUUGUAUUGACUUUUGAUAAUCCAUCAUGGUAGACUUAUUGAAUAUGAAUGGAUUUGUAACUGACUUUUAUUUUUGUGGAAGUGUGCAGCAUAUAAGACAUGCAUCAAAUUUCAUAUUUGGUGGUUUUAAUUGUUUACUGAGUCAGUGUGAGAAAUAAAUAAUGCCUGUAAAUAAUUAUGUACUGUAGUAUACGAGAACACUAAUUAUAAUUUGUUAUAUUACUAAUGGUUAGUGCCUGCAAUUUGACAUCUGCUUAAUUUUUUGUUUCGUUUUAAAACUAUUUUACUGGUUUGUUGCCCACUGAUGUUCUUUUAUUGAUUGUAUGAGGAAGAAAUUCAAGUUUAUUAUUACAGCUGUUUGUCUGAUUCCACAAUAUUGUUGUAAAUUUUAUAGAUGUAUUAGGAAAAAAUGAGAUUCAUGUUGCAAGUACUAAUUUUCAUAAUACAUUUUGAAAAAGGGCGAAGUGAUUAAUUACUUUUUCGAAAUGUUUGCUUGAGCAGUUAUAUACCUACCACACAUUUCAAAAUGAGAUUUUGGUUUUCUGUGGAGGUGUUAGUGGCAGUUUGUUGUUGCUUGUUUUACAAUUAAAGGAAAUACAGUGAAUGGUAGUAAACAGUAAUUAGAAGAGUUCACAUACAUAUGUUUAAAAUUAAACUAUAUUCUAUUACAAUAUUACAGUUUUUUGUCGGUAGUAACGGCUCUAGUUGAAAUACAAUCAAUACAAUUUAAAUGCUUAAAUAUUCUACUUGCUUUGCCUGUGGCAUACCAGAGUACUUUCAUGAUUUAAUAAAACAUUUAAAUAGUGGCUGGAGUUUUAAGGUUAUGUUGCAGUUGCUAACUUACCACCUGCUUACACUAAUGUUGGCCUCAAAUUUUUCAUUGCCAAAUGUGUGCGUGACAAAGCAUUGUCUCUGAUUUAUUUAUGUAGUCACAGUGUCUUAAUGCCAGAGUAUUUUAUGCAGUGCUGCUGUAAGUUUUUCUGUUCUUGAUCCACUUCUUGCCAAAGAUAGCUGUCUCAUCGCAGUGUUUGACUGUACAUGUCAAAGUUGUAUUAGUUAUUAUUUGCAAGCUUUUAAGAAAUAAAUGUUUGAGGUAGAAGUAA
Molecule: messenger RNA, 17259 nt
Organism: Bacillus rossius redtenbacheri
Lineage: Eukaryota; Metazoa; Arthropoda; Insecta; Phasmatodea; Bacillidae
Gene: Mnn1
Product: menin
Exons: 5
Coding region: 198-1934 (578 amino acids)
Biological process (GO): regulation of transcription by RNA polymerase II; negative regulation of cell population proliferation; negative regulation of cell cycle
Cellular component (GO): histone methyltransferase complex; chromatin; nucleus
Molecular function (GO): Y-form DNA binding; chromatin binding; transcription cis-regulatory region binding
Source: RefSeq, a predicted model, not a curated record